AUGACGUAUGCAUUCGACAUCUCACCUGGGAAACGUGCCAGUCGCGCCAGCUUCGUCUGGCGGCAGCUCUUUGUCACACCACCGCCCGUCUCAUCCGAUGAAGUCAACCUGGCGGGGAGAACAGCACUUGUUACUGGCGCUACCGGUGGAAUAGGUCUCGAGAUAACACGCCAGCUACUGGGCCUUGGAUGCAAGGUCAUCAUGGGUGUUCGAGAUGAGCACAAAGGCGAGGCAGUCCGUCAAGAUCUAAUCAAGGAAGGCAACCUCACCGAUGACAUGGUUCAGGUUUGGAAGCUAGAUCUCUCAUCAUACCAAUCCAUUACCGCCUUUGCUGCCAAUGCAAAGAACUUGGACAAUCUAAAGAUCGCCAUCCUCAACGCAGGUAUCUACAAAGUAUCAGAGGCUUUUAGCCCAACAGGGUACGAGGAAGGGAUGCAGAUCAACUACCUAUCAAACAUUCUUCUGCUCAUCUCACUGUUGCCCAUCAUCAAGAAGAAUGCACCCGCGGGUGAGACUGGUCACAUCUGCCUUGUGUCAUCCGACACAGCCGCCUGGGCUAAAUUCGAGGAGAGAACCUCGACACCUCUCCUACCCGUAUUCAAGAAACCUAUGAAAACAUGGGAUAUGGGAGAACGCUAUGGUACGACAAAACUGCUCGGCCAGCUAUUCCUCACCGCCUUAUCGAAACGCGUGUCGUCAGUUGCACUGUCCUGCGCGAACCCAGGGCUUUGCGGCGGUGGCUCAGACCUUGCUCGUGAAGCAAAAGGUAUACUUCGAUUUGCACACAAGAUACAGUGUCUUGUUCUCUGUCGGACAUGUGCUAUUGGUGCUCGUACAAUUGUGCACUCGGUUACGACGCUGCAUAAGCAAGCACAUGGUCACUACAUCGAGGGUGAUAAGAUACAGCCCAUGGCACCGAUUGUGUAUCAAGAUGAGGGGAAAGAGAUUGCUGAGCGACUGUAUGCAGAGACACUGGAGGAGCUGUCAUUUGCUGGGGUGAGACAGAUUAUAGAUGGUCUACCAGAGUAA
This is a messenger RNA of Fusarium proliferatum ET1, 1029 nucleotides long. RefSeq lists its product as uncharacterized. The transcript is spliced from 2 exons. Bases 1 to 1029 code for a protein of 342 amino acids. NCBI's taxonomy places the organism in Eukaryota, Fungi, Ascomycota, Sordariomycetes, Hypocreales, Nectriaceae. The record is from RefSeq and is a predicted model, not a curated record.